Messenger RNA from Asparagus officinalis (garden asparagus), 1616 nucleotides. Its product is annotated as pentatricopeptide repeat-containing protein At5g06540-like. The transcript has a single exon. The record is from RefSeq and is a predicted model, not a curated record. Gene Ontology annotation, biological process: RNA modification. Gene Ontology annotation, molecular function: protein binding; RNA binding. Bases 35 to 1579 code for a protein of 514 amino acids. Lineage: Eukaryota; Viridiplantae; Streptophyta; Magnoliopsida; Asparagales; Asparagaceae.
CAUCUCCUCUCCCCAAAAUUUCCCCCCAAACCCCAUGAAAUCUCCCCCCAUCAACAAAUUCUUGCAGCUCCUCAAACCCAAACCAUCCUCUUCUUCCUCUUUCUCCACAAACCCUAGCUCCAAAUUCAUCCCAAACCACCCCAUCCUCUCCCUCAUCCAGCAGGCCCAAACCCACAAUCACCCAUGCUGCCUCAAAUCCCUCCACGCUCAUUCAAUCACCUCCGGCCUCAUCUCCGACCCCUUCGCCGCUAGCCGAAUCGUCCAAUUCUUCCUCCAAACCCCCAACAGCCUCAACUACACCCUUAGAAUCUUUCACUCCCUCGAAAACCCCGACGUCUACACCUGGAACCUGUUAAUCUCUGCCCACAUAGGCCUCAACUUGCCAGACGCCACCAUCGAGCUCUACUUCAAGUUGCGGGCCAGCGGGGCCCCGCCGAACAAUUACACUUUCGCCCUUUUGGUGAAAUCCUGUAUCCAUGGUAGGAUUCAACCGGGGAGGUUGGCUCAUGGGCAAGUGCUGAAAUGUGGAGCUGAGGACUUGAUUGUGAUCAAGAACUCCCUCUUGAGAAUGUACUGCAGUUUGGGGGUUUUAGAGGAUGCCCGGGUUUUGUUAAAGAGGAGUUUUUCGCUAGAUUUGGUAUCGUGGAAUACUUUGAUCUCGGCUUACGGGAAGAACGGGGAUAUGGAGAUUGCACGGGAGUUGUUCGAUAGGAUGCCGAAGAGAAACUUGGUUUCUUGGAGCGCUUUGGUUGAUGGGUACGCCAGGAAAGGAGAUUUCACCGCAGCGUUGAGGGUUUGGAAUCGGUUUAAAACCGAAGGAGUAGAGCCCGAUGAGGUUAUGUUGGUGAGCGUACUAAAGGCGUGCGCGCAUUUGGGUGAGCUCGACCAAGGAAAAUCAAUACAUUUAUACACGGAUCAGUGUGAUUUUGGAAAGAAAGGAAAUGUGAUUCUAAAAACGGCUAUUAUAGAUAUGUACUGCAAAUGUGGAUGUAUCAAUGAGGCGGUCAAAUUGUUUGAGGCAGUCGAAAUUGGCGAUAUCGUGCUAUGGAAUGCUAUGAUUAGCGGACUUGCAAUGCACGGCGAUAGCCGGAGCGCGCUUAAUCUCUUCAAGAGAAUGAAGCACGAGCAUCCGACUCUGGUUCCAACUAAGUCGACAUACAUAGCUUUAUUGUGCGCGUGCACUCACGCUGGAGUGGUCGACGAAGGAAUUGAGAUAUUUGAGUCCAUGAAGAAUCAAGGGAUUGAGCCUCACAGAGAGCAUUAUGGGUGCAUAGCUGACCUCUUGGGUCGGGCGGGGAGGCUGAGGGAGGCAGAGGAGGUGUUGCUGAGUAUGCCGAUGGAGGCUGAGGCGCCGCAGUGGGGGGCAUUGAUGUCUGCGUGUCGAGUGCAUAAAGAUGUCGAGGUCGGUGAGAGGGUUGGGAGGAGGUUGAUUGAUAAGGAGCCGUUUGAUGGAGGAAGGUAUGUUAUGUUGGGGAAUUUGUAUGGGGAUGUAGGCGAGUGGGAGAAGGCAAAGGAGGUGAGGGGAGAAAUGGAGAGGAAGGGGUUGAAGAAGGAGAUUGGACAUAGCUUAAUUGACUAAGAGAAUGUACAUGAGCUCUUGAAAGUAUGUAAUCUAA